AUGGCAAAUCAACAUCCCUAUGCUCCAUGGCGGAGGUUGAUCUUGGUACCUUGUUGGAUCAUCCAAAUUCUGUUUCCUGGCUUUACUUUUGUGGUGGUGGCUUUAGGUAUCGCUAUGAUCAUUCGCAAUGAUUUUGAUGAUGAUGGGGAUUAUGAUGGAGAUGGCAAUGUUCGAACGAGUCUGGUUAUCGGAUGGAUUCACAUUAUAUUUUCUGCCUUGUGCAUCAUCGUCACUACAACAGAGAUUAUUCUCAUGCUGAGACGCAAGCUGAAACCUCUUAUUUUUCUCAUCAUGAAUAUCUUCAAGAGCAGUUGUUGGACAGCAUUAUUGAUCAUCAGCUUGGUGAACACAUUCGGUGUUUCUAAGAAAAUAAUGCCAAGAAUCGCUGGCCUGAUUGUCGAUAUUAUAUUACUCCUCGCCUUCUACAUCCCCCUAGCCCACGGCUCUAUAAUCUACCACCGCAACCUCAAAGCCGCCUCUUACGAACCCGUCAACCCCAAACACACCAGCUAUGAUUCCGCCUCAGAACCAUUCCCCGAUGCCUUCCCCCCCGCCUAUCAAUCUUUCACCACCAUAGAAGCAACCACCGAUCUCGAAGCAAACGACCACACCACGGGAAGACCUCGACGUUUAAGUUAUAAUCAUACGAGAGAUACCAGGUUUGAAUCGUACAAACAAACGAGGAGAAGCUUUUCAGAUCCAAAUGUUGUGAAGAGUAUGAUGGCUAGUCCAACGCAAACUUCGUGGUCGACGAGGAGUAGGAGUAGCACGUUGAAUUUACCGACGCCGAUGCCGAUGCUGAUGCCGAUUCCGCAGGUGGUGGUGCAUGAUCAUGAUGAGCUUUUGGAGUUGAAUAGGAGGGCGGAGAUGCAAUGA
This is a messenger RNA of Sclerotinia borealis F-4128, 876 nucleotides long. NCBI's taxonomy places the organism in Eukaryota, Fungi, Ascomycota, Leotiomycetes, Helotiales, Sclerotiniaceae. The record is from the annotation of a GenBank genome assembly.